This is a messenger RNA of Cephus cinctus (wheat stem sawfly), 2925 nucleotides long. RefSeq lists its product as uncharacterized. Lineage: Eukaryota; Metazoa; Arthropoda; Insecta; Hymenoptera; Cephidae. The coding region runs from base 1268 to 2785 and encodes 505 amino acids. The transcript has 7 exons. The record is from RefSeq and is a predicted model, not a curated record.
GGUACGCGAAGUGCCACUAGUGCAUCAUUCAAGUUUACAAUUUGCAUUUUACGUAAUCCAAUGAAGUUACGUACAUUUUCAAUGUAAAUGUCAGCCACGUGUCAUGCAAUUCAUAGAAUAUAAAAUGCGCAAUAGUAUUCUUUUAUUUCAUCCAAGAAGACGGUAAUAUUUUCUUAACAUGUCUUCCUAGAUUCCAAGUUCCUUAUGAACACACUUUCAUAUCAUUUAGCAGACAUGCUGUUAUAUGAUUACAUACUAAAGAUACUUGUGUCGCGUAAAUAACGUAUCAGGAAAUCACUAUGCUUAUAAAAUAAUAAUUGAAGUGUAGUAAAUAAUCUUUCAUAAAGUGUAGAACCACUUUAGCCACAUAGUCCUAUAUGAAUAAUAAUGACAUGAUAAGCAAUAGCAGUUUAUGGCAAGCAAUUAGGUAAUUUAAUGCUAUAACCGUUCUUUUAAAAAGUUUCAUUUAUUACUCUAUCCGAAAAGAGAUACAAUAUGGUAUACAUCAACAGAGAUACAAUAUGGUAUGGUAGUCAUCAUAGAUAGCGAGAAAAUCAUUUUAUAAGAGAUUAACUAAGCCUCUCUAUUGCACUUAUCGCAUAGCAGAUAUAAAUAUAAUUUCAGACUAAGUUUGUGUAGACCUUCCAGUCUAUAUUGGCAGUUCUAUCCGUAUUGCUUGCUCAACGUCAACAUCGAACUGUAUGAUAAGAGACUGAUACAAAACACGGUACAUUCUCGUAUGUCAACUCAGUCUGUCCGUCAACGGAGGACAUCGUGCAUAGUAGUUUUUAUAUAACAGUACGAUAUAUAACACGCAUAAUUAGCGUUUAAUAAUUUGCCUCCAGAUCUGCUUAAGCAUAUACAAAUUUAAACACGUGGCGCUUCUUGUUUACAGUAAUUUAGUCAAAUACUCAAGAAUUCAGCUAUCAAGGCUCCGUUUUCAUUCUCUCUGGACUUCGUUAUUUAGAGUACACGUAGAAAGUUGAUGUAACAGUAGGAAUAAUAAUAGUGGUGGAAAAUCUAUUUUUGGAAAUCAAGUGACUUGUAGGUGAAUUUUAAAGUGGAUGGUCUUUUAAGUGUCAUUCGUGAACUAUAACAGUGCCAGAAGGAAAGAAAAAGUUCUUUUCUUAAUAUGCACUGGAUUUGUUCGCGAAGUGCAUAAGAACAAGUGUAUGCAACGUGCAUCUGGUGUGACGUUUCUAUUUGUAUUCGCUUGAAGAAGGAUUGUUCUCUUAUAUUUUACUACUGAUGGUAUUGUGGUAAUAGAAUGUCAACGGUACCGCUGCAGGCAGAUAUACUGGAGGAUGGAUUGUUACGUCCUCGAAAUUGGGAACCAAGGAGAAAUAACUUGAAGAUCCCAUUGAGACUUGUGCGUUUGUGUAUCUUGGGAACGAUACUUCCGGCAAUGCUGGUUGCUGGUCCAAUUUAUUUGAGAUACAUAGUCUAUUCCGAACAACUGUAUCCAUUGUCUGCUUCUGAUCAAAGAUUAAUCGAUGGCAAAGUAUCGACUACGUGGUGUCAGAAACAAGUGGUAAAAGUCAAUGCGACGUUUAAUGCAUAUCUUAUGCAAGAAGAGCCUAAGGUCAAAGGUGAAACCAUCCCUGUAUCAAUGACUAGACAUCUUAUUCUCGAGGACGAUAUGAAGGAGUAUUGGGGCUUCUAUCUUCUUCGUGGAAGUAGCGUCACUGUUUCUACCUGUGUAAGAUGGCCAGGAGCUUCUUUGACGAUCAUUCGUGGUCACAAGAAUUUGCAUGAAUGUGCAUUCAUCGGUGAUGACAGUAGCGAGGAACUUGAGGAGCUCCUGGAGAUCGCCGAAGAACGAGGUCAUCUAAAUAUUUUAAAUAGUACACUUCAGGAUGAUGGUCCCAGUAACGAGCCGGAUAAAAUGAAGAGAGCUCGACAAGAAGUUCUUUUUCAUCACAAGGAUAGUACACCAGGAGUCAAUAAUACUCUACCUAGACACGUGGCUCAUCAUUAUAAUAGUCAUGAAUUGGAUGCAAAAGCUAUGAGAAAUAUACUCACCCAGCUGUUUAUGAAGACUUUGGAUACUAAGAAAAAGCAGGAGGAAGCACCACAUCAUCAUUACGAGGGUGUCUUUAUGGAUAGUGCCAAUAUAGAGAAACCGCCUGUCGUAGGCAGUGAUUUCCCAUAUACGGGAGACAGUUUAGAUUCUAAGGAAAUUAUAACUGAUAAGGAAUCCACUCAACCAAUUUUGGAUGAAAAGAAAGCUAGGAAACAGGAUGCACUUGUAGAAGCUAAAAAGUCAAAACAUGCCUCGCGAGAGGGAUCUACCAAUGGGACUUUUGAAGAAGAUAAAAUGUCACUAGGAAAACAAUUAGAUAGAGAAAGUUUACAAGAAUCUUCGCAACGAAUCAAUACUGAUAAUAAAGAGACUUUGAAAUAUCAUAGCAACGAUUCUACUAUCGGAUUGGACAGUAUCACUGAGAAAACAAUCAUAGAACUUGCACAACAAGGAGUAAACAAUAGCGGACUGACGUCAGCUGAAGUUUUUCAAGACGUUUUAAAAAAGAUACGUCUUCUCGGAGAGCGCGGUAAACACGUGUUGGAGAGGCUUGUUAAUGAAAUAGAUAAUAAAAAAAAUGACGAGGCGAUGGCUCUUAGGAAAAUGGCGAAGGAAGUCAUGAAGGGCAAUUUUUCUGAAGAAGAAAUCAAGAGACGUAAAAGAGACUUGAUACUUUCGUCACCUCUUCACGACGAAUUGACACAAGAUGAUUCUGAUAGGGAUGCAGCAAUCGAGGAGGGUUAUUCACGGCAAACACACUAGCUGAAAUUGGCCUUGAAAGGAUGAUAUCAUAAAUCAGAGCAGAGUGGCAUCAUGAAAAAAAUGAAAAUGGACGUCGCAACGUUGCUAAGAUCAUGAAUUUCACGUUCUUUCAUUUGUUUAACAGGACCACACUGCCUCGA